AUGGUGUACUAUUUCAAGUCGUCGGCAGUCGAUCCGCCGGCCUUUAUUUACGUGGGGAAAGACAAGGUUGAAAAUGAGGAUCUUAUCAAAUUUGGCUGGGAUGAGGAUGUUUGUGCUCACGUCUAUCUGAGACUAAAACCCGGUGAAUCGUGGACCUCGAUUCCAUCAGCACUGCUCGAAGACUGUGCACAAUUGACUAAAGCCAAUUCUAUUGAAGGCAAUAAGAAAGACAACAUUACGGUCAUCUACACGCCCUGGUCGAAUCUGCGAAAGGAUGCGUCUAUGGCUACAGGUCAAGUAUCGUUCCACGACCCGAAGAUGGUCAAGAAGGUUCACGUGCCGGCAAGGCAAAACCCCAUCGUCAACAGACUAAACAAGACUCGCGAAGAGCGGUUCCCGGACCUGAGAGCGGAGCGAGAAGCAGACCAAAGGGAGAGACGGAAGGUCGAGAGGAUAGCGCGGGAGCAACAAAAGGCCAAAGAUCGGGAGGAGAAACAGCGACGGGAAGAGUUGAGAUGGCAGAAGGAUCAUGCGUAUGAUGACAUUAUGAAGGAGGAGAACAUGGUGAGCAACCAGGACAGAGAUGCGUCCUUUUUCGACGACGACUUUAUGUAG
This is a messenger RNA of Fonsecaea nubica, 615 nucleotides long. RefSeq lists its product as hypothetical. The transcript is spliced from 4 exons. Lineage: Eukaryota; Fungi; Ascomycota; Eurotiomycetes; Chaetothyriales; Herpotrichiellaceae. The coding region runs from base 1 to 615 and encodes 204 amino acids. The record is from RefSeq and is a predicted model, not a curated record.